AUGAUUUCCUCGGCGAUCUUCGGGGCAGCAGCCGGCACAGGUCUCGCCCUGGUCGUCGCGAUGACGAUUGUUGUCUAUCGAUAUUACGCCGUGAAACGAAAGGGAAAGUACUGGAGCAACCUCGACCGUUGGCCCGAUCCACCAACCACGAGACGACUGGAAGCUAGGCAAGAGGAUCCUCUGCAACAUUCUCACGACCCUUCCUCCUCCCAUGUGCUAAAUUGUUGGAAGAAACAGCAGAAGAACUACUACGCAGUGCAGAAUGGGGAAUUCAACGUCGCCAAGGAAAAACACGCUGUGCAACCGUGCUCCUCCGUGGUAGUCGAGUCGGGAAGCCUGCCGCACCAGAGUCGCAGCUACCCUGGCGGAAGUGGCGGAAGCGGAGGGAGCACGGGUCGGUUGCUCACCAGAAAUUCAUCCGUCAGCUCGCAGAGUUCCGUCGAGGGACAACAACAGCAGCAGCAGCAAAGUCAUCGGAGCACGUCGCAUAUUCGGGCGUUCGGGCCUGACGGGCGUCAUCAUCACUAUCAUCAUCAUCAUCGCGACCCGUUGCACGCUGCCUCCUCCUAUCCGCCGAGCAGAAGUUCAAGAUCACCGUCACCGGGCCGGGCUGCCUCUUUGGACGCACGAUGCGGAAACCCAGCCAGUUGUUCCGGAAGUCUUCUGAGCAGCAACGCGUCACGGUCCCAGAGCUCCCUGUCGUCCCUGGCAACAGGUGUGAGCUCCUCUUGCGGAGGCUCCUCGAUCAGCGUUGCCCACGGUGCUUCGAGAUCAGCUGGCCGAAGUCUAUCGCCUCUUCUUAUACCGCCGAUACGUGCUUCUGGAAGCGAGGGUGGACCACCACCUCCAGCUUCGCCUCUGGGUUCCCUACAGCCUGAUCUCUAUCAACGAAGGGACGGACCAAUUUUCCUCAAGUCUCACGGGAAUGGGAAGUGUCUAGGUCGACUGCAUUUGCAGUUCAAAUACGACUUCAAUCGAUCGGAUCUUCACGUUCACCUGAUCGAAGCACACGAUCUAGCUGGCAGCGAUCAAGGGGGAUUCAACGAUCCUUACGUGAAGCUUACCCUCAGUCCUGAGGUGGAUGCGAGGAAACGACAGACACAGAUAUAUCGUAACGAGGCGAAUCCGUUCUUCGAUCAGCAAUUCAAAUUCCCCGUCAGCCACGAUGAUUUCCACGACAAAAUCCUUCUUCUGCAGGUGUUGGACUACGACCGGUUCUCCAGAAACGACGUGGUAGGUUCCGUUAAAGUACCUCUACACAUCCUGCGAUUAGACUCCCCAUCAUCGACGGAGGAAAUUUGGGGCGAAAUUGAACGCGAACGGAAGCCACCGGAACAAAUACAAGAAGUUCUACUCUCGUUGUCUUAUCUACCGAGCGCCGAACGAUUAAAAGUCGUCAUCGUGAAGGCGAGGAAUCUAUUUCCGCCCCAGCAAGAAAAGGAGACCCUGGAUUCCUUCGUGAAGGUGAAUCUUCUGUGCGCGGAAAAACGGAUAAAGAAGAAAACCGCUGUAAAGAAAGCGACGACCAGUCCUAUUUGGAAUGAGGCGAUGUCCUUUGACGUACCUGCUAAUUCGCUUCCGUCAUCCGCCAUUGAAGUGCGGGUGAUGGACUCGAGUAACGAGAUCGUUGGAUCGUGCAUCAUCGGCCCGGCGACGGGCGCCACGCCGGGUCUGGAGGGUAGCGGCAGCCACGGACGGGAGCACUGGCUGCACAUGACACAGUCGCCAAGAGAGACGAUCGCUAUGUGGCACACAUUGCACUAAAUUUCGCCGUGACGAUCA
Molecule: messenger RNA, 1782 nt
Organism: Dufourea novaeangliae
Lineage: Eukaryota; Metazoa; Arthropoda; Insecta; Hymenoptera; Halictidae
Gene: Sytbeta
Product: synaptotagmin-6
Exons: 9
Coding region: 1-1764 (587 amino acids)
Biological process (GO): cellular response to calcium ion; regulation of dopamine secretion; regulation of calcium ion-dependent exocytosis
Cellular component (GO): membrane
Molecular function (GO): calcium-dependent phospholipid binding; calcium ion binding; phosphatidylserine binding
Source: RefSeq, a predicted model, not a curated record